Messenger RNA from Haliaeetus leucocephalus (bald eagle), 2986 nucleotides. Its product is annotated as discoidin domain-containing receptor 2-like. Gene Ontology annotation, biological process: positive regulation of kinase activity; cell surface receptor protein tyrosine kinase signaling pathway; protein phosphorylation. Gene Ontology annotation, molecular function: collagen binding; ATP binding; protein tyrosine kinase collagen receptor activity. The coding region runs from base 88 to 2709 and encodes 873 amino acids. Gene Ontology annotation, cellular component: signaling receptor complex; membrane. NCBI's taxonomy places the organism in Eukaryota, Metazoa, Chordata, Aves, Accipitriformes, Accipitridae. The record is from RefSeq and is a predicted model, not a curated record. The transcript is spliced from 16 exons.
CUUUGUCUUUCAGAAAUGUAGAUGGCAGCUGCUGUCUUUGAAGGACUCACACCCAUCUGACCCUGCGCAGCACCUCCGAUUGCUACCAUGAUCUUCUGCAUGCUGCUGUUGGCCUUACUGCCUGAGCCAUCUGGCACCGAAGUCAACCCUGCUAUAUGCCGUUACCCUUUGGGUAUGCAUGAAGGGACGAUACGAGAUGAAGACAUCACUGCUUCCAGCCAGUGGUAUGAUUCCACGGGACCCCAGUAUGCACGGUUACAAAGGGAAGAGGGGGAUGGAGCCUGGUGCCCAGCUGGCUUGUUGCAACCAGAAGAUGUACAGUUCCUUCAAAUUGACCUGCACAAGCUCUUCUUCAUUACCUUGAUUGGGACUCAGGGACGGCAUGCCCGUGCCACAGGCAAAGAAUUUGCCCGUGCUUACCGAAUUGACUAUAGCCGCAAUGGAGAGCGCUGGAUCUCCUGGAAAGAUCGUCAGGGCAGGAAGGUGAUCCAAGGCAACAUUGAUACUUAUGAUGUGGUCUUGAAAGAUCUUCGGCCUCCCAUCAUUGCUCGUUUUAUCCGGGUGAUUCCUGUGACAGAGAUGCCAAUGACUGUCUGUAUGAGGGUGGAGCUCUAUGGCUGUGUCUGGUAUGAUGGUUUGGCAUCCUAUAGCAUCCCUGAAGGAGGGACAAUAGCGGCUCCUGGCUUCCCCAUCGUUUAUCUGAAUGACUCGACCUAUGAUGGAUACCAGGAGCGCAGGCACUUGUAUGGUGGUCUGGGCCAGCUGACAGAUGGUGUGCUAGGACUGGACGAUUUCACACAGAGCCAUCAGUACCGUGUGUGGCCAGGCUAUGACUACGUUGGCUGGAAGAAUGAGAGCUUCAGCACAGGCUCUGUUGAAAUGGAGUUCCAGUUUGACCGACCACGGAACUUCACCUCCAUGAAGGUGCAUUGUAACAACAUGUUUUCCAAGGGGGUGAAGAUCUUCCAAAAAGUGGAGUGUCUGUUCAAACCACGCCUGAUUGCAGACUGGGAGUCUGAACCUGUUGGAGUGGCAACUGUCUUAGAUGACAAAAACCCCAGUGCUAGGUUUGUGACUGUCCCCCUCAAUCAGCGUGUAGGUAAAGCCAUACUUUGCCGCUUCUACUUUGCUGACACCUGGAUGAUGAUGAGUGAGAUUUCCUUCCAGUCAGACAUGGAGAGUGUGAAUCCUAAUUUUGUUACGGUAGCCACAAGCACAACGGAUCUCCUGGAAACAGAGUGCAAUGUUACUGAGGGGACCUGGGAAACCACAUCUUCAGUAACCAGCACCUGGAUAGGAGAGAAAGCAGAUGACUCCAAUACUUCCAUCCUUGUGGGCUGCCUUGUGGCUAUUAUUCUUCUGCUCCUGAUGAUUAUAAUCAUUAUUCUUUGGAAGCAGUAUGUUCAAAAAAGGUUGGAAAAGGCCCCACGUCGAAUCCUAGAGGAGGAUGCCACUGUUCGCCUCUCCUUCUACAGCUACACCAUUGCCAACAACCAGACCCAGAUCCACCAGUCAAACCCCACCUAUGAACGAGCUUUCCCACUGGAUUUGGAAUAUCACCAGCCAGCCACACUGCUCCAAAAGCUUCCAGAGCUCUCCCAAAGUGCAGAGGAUUCAGUGUGCAGUGGGGACUAUGCUGAGCCUGACUUGACUAAGUCCACUCCUCACCAAGGCUUUCAGAACAAUGUUCCUCACUAUGCUGAAACAGAUAUUGUCCACCUGCAAGGUGUGACCGGCAACAACAUGUAUGCAGUCCCAGCCCUCACUGUGGAUUCGCUUACCAAGAAGGACAUCUCAGUGGGUGAAUUCCCAAGGCAGCAGCUGCGACUCAAGGAGAAGCUGGGAGAAGGACAGUUUGGAGAGGUACACCUUUGCGAAGCCGAUGGCCUGCUGGAAUUCCUGGGAGUCUCGUCUACAGAAUUCACUCACCAGCCGGUUCUUGUAGCAGUGAAAAUGCUGAGAUCAGAUGUCAACAAAACAGCCAGAAAUGAUUUCCUGAAGGAGAUCAAGAUCAUGUCACGGCUGAAGAACCCAAAUAUCAUCCGGCUUCUGGGUGUGUGUGUGCGUGAUGACCCACUGUGCAUGAUAACAGAGUACAUGGAAAAUGGAGACCUCAAUCAGUUCUUGUCGCAGAGGGAGAUCUACAGCAAAUUUGCCAUUUCAAAUAAUAUUCCCUGUGUCAGCUACUCUAACCUGCUGUACAUGGCCACCCAGAUUGCCUCUGGAAUGAAGUAUUUAGCAUCUCUGAAUUUUGUGCACAGAGAUCUGGCAACUCGCAACUGCCUGGUGGGGAACAACUACACCAUCAAGAUUGCAGACUUUGGCAUGAGCAGGAAUCUUUACAGUGGGGAUUACUACCGUAUCCAGGGAAGAGCUGUAUUGCCCAUACGUUGGAUGGCCUGGGAAAGCAUCCUCCUGGGCAAGUUCACCACAGCCAGUGAUGUCUGGGCAUUUGGGGUCACCCUCUGGGAGAUGUUCAUACUGUGUAAGGAGCAACCUUACAGCCUCCUCUCAGAUGAGCAAGUUAUUGAGAACACAGGAGAGUUCUUCCGGAGCCAGGGCAGGCAGAUCUAUCUCUCCCAGACUCCUCUGUGUCCUAACCCUGUGUUUGACCUGAUGCUGAAAUGUUGGAGCAGGGAUAUAAAAGAUCGUCCCACUUUUGACAUGAUUCACCACUUCCUGCUAGAACAAAUGGAAUCAAACAUUUGACUCCAGAAAAAGAGACAAACUGUUGAGAACAGAGUGACUUUGGUGUCUCUUUGCCUGUACCUCACAGGAAGAUGGUCAGGCCACCUUGCUCUCCUCCCUUGACUGUACCGUAUUUAAGUUGAGACGUCCAUGGCAGCUGCUCAUUCUAUUGGCCAUGGUCUGACAUACAGGACCAGAGGAUCUCAUUUGGUUGAAAAAUCAUCUCCUCUUCCGAAUCAUUUCCUGGGAAUACUGUGAGAGGGGUUUUAUUAGAUACCCGUACACCUUUGGGCAAAAC